This is a messenger RNA of Danio rerio (zebrafish), 1864 nucleotides long. RefSeq names its product cysteine-rich hydrophobic domain 2 (gene chic2). Gene Ontology annotation, cellular component: membrane. The record is from RefSeq and is marked validated. Lineage: Eukaryota; Metazoa; Chordata; Actinopteri; Cypriniformes; Danionidae.
GUGCGAUCUGCAUUACUGCCAAUAUUUGCGUAAGGUGUGCGAAGCGUUAUCUUUCUCGGCGCUUCUUUCGGGAAGCAUAGAGGCCGAGGCGGAGGGCGAUGAUGGAGGACUUUGACGAGAUUUACGAGGAGGAGGAAGAGGAAGAGGAGGACGAGGACAGGGCCGCGGAGGAGCAGCUGCUCAAGUACGCUCCGGACCCGGUGGUAGUGCGCGGAUCCGGACACGUCACUGUGUUUGGUCUAAGCAAUAAAUUUGAGUCCGAGUUUCCCUCAGCACUUACAGGAAAGGUGGCCCCGGAGGAGUUUAAGUCCAGCAUAAACCGAGUGAACAGCUGUCUGAGGAAGGCUCUGCCGGUGAAUGUGCGCUGGCUGCUCUGUGGAUGUCUGUGCUGCUGCUGCACUCUGGGCUUCAGUCUGUGGCCCGUCAUCUGUCUUAGCAAGAGGACGCGCAGAUCCAUAGAGAAGUUAUUGGAGUGGGAAAACAGCAGAUUGUAUCACAAGCUUUGUUUGCAUUGGAGACUCAGCAAAAGGAAGUGUGAAACCAACAACAUGAUGGAAUAUGUGAUCCUAAUAGAGUUUCUACCCAAGAUCCCCAUCUUCAGGCCGGAUUAGCAGCGGCAGGCCUGCGGCGUGGUCUUCCUGAGGUGCCUUUCUCCGGUACUGUCAUGCUUUUCUCUCGUGGCCUCGUCCCUUUUUCCCUCCACACUCUCGAGUAAGAGACUCACUUCACAUCCGAGCGCCACUUUCAGCACUCCUCACUGAGAAAAACACUGUUUACAACCCACAAAACACACGGAGACUUCGUCCUGGUUCACAGGCUGCAUGAAAACACACAGAGGGAUCUUUUUAUCGACUGCAGAGUCUGCGGAGAGGUCACCAAAGUCACUUCUGAAGCGUCUACAACACCACGAUCACAUCACAGAGUCUAAGCGUCUCCAUGUUGCCGACGGGCAUCACUGUGGAACCAACUGUAGGAUUACUGUAUUCAUUCUGAAGACGAAAUCUACGUGGACUGUUGGAGCUAUUGCAGGAUAUCUGGUAGCUGAGAGCCAAAUGGACACGGUCAAUGCACAAUACAUAUUCCUCCAUCUCUCCUCACCAAUGAUCAUCUUCAUCUUCAAUAUACAAAGACAAUCAAACACUGACUGUGCCACGCACCUUCUCCACUCUGACGGGACUUUCAGGAGCCGGAUGUGGUCCAGGUGCACCGAUAGUGAUGCAGCACAGAUUGGAUCGGUUUGGCUGUUCUCUUGACUAUUUUUUUACCCUUGUUUACUUGCUCAGUUUGAAAAGGUGAACAGCUGAUGUUUGUGUGUUCGGGUGAUUGUUUCUCUCUCUGUCCCGGAGAUGUCCUUUUGCUUACAAAUCGGAACAUUUAUAGGUUCGUCUGAAAAAGUUCAUUAACAAGACAAAAUCUAUUUUUUAAAAACGUCACAAAUGUUGUAUUUUCUCCAGGGCAGGAUGAUCUCAUUUCUUCAUCUUAAUUUAAUGUUUUUUUUCCACUUAAUUUGUCUUUUUUGUUGUUGUUGUUCGUUUUUUCAUCUUUGUUUCAGUCCUGGGUCAGGUGUGAAGACUGAGCAAGUUCUAUGCAGGCCUUUUCUCUUUUACUGAAAUCUUGUGUAAAUUGUAGGUGAAUUAAGCAAUGAUCUCCCAGUACUAAAACAAUUGGUCCUAUUAGAUCUGAAAACCUGACACUUAUGAAGAGCGUGUGUGUGUGUGAUUACUGAUAUUAUUACAGAAGUUACAAUACCCUAUCUAGUCUGAUGUCAUCCCGAAUCCCAGGGACAUCGUCUUUUUAUUUUUCAGAAAUUAUUUCUGUGUAUUUAUGUACAACGUGUGUACAGAAAUAAAUAUGCCCAACUUGA